Molecule: messenger RNA, 559 nt
Organism: Bombyx mandarina (wild silkworm)
Lineage: Eukaryota; Metazoa; Arthropoda; Insecta; Lepidoptera; Bombycidae
Source: RefSeq, a predicted model, not a curated record
AUGGGAAGUUCGAAGUUGCAGCGGUGUCUUGUUGUUCAGAUCAGACUGCGUAAUUCUUUCCCGGCAGAUACUUAUAGGCAGAACACGGACGACCUUACUUGCUUUGCUAAUAUCGUCUCGUAUUACCGGAGUUACGACAUCGACAAUUAUAAUGCAAAUAUCGCACGCUGUAUUAAGAUAUGUUCGCCGUGUAUUAGCAUAGAGGUCUCGAGUGAACGGAUCUAUUACAAUGCCACGGUGAGAAAGCUCGGUCGUGUCGUGUGCCGCUACCACGCUCGCGAUUGCGACACCGUAAUCGGCACCUUUACAUCGAGUUUUAAUGUUUAUAGGUCAUUAACGAAAUUAAACAGUCUGCUUCAUUAUGUCGCGUAUACGCACACAAUGAUAUUUUUGAUUAAGAAGCAGCGAGCGUACUCCGACACAUCCAAGGAACAGCCUGGCGCCACUAAUAUUUACGACAGCUUAAACGAUACUCGCAUACAAUAGUAAAAGAUUCUUAGAAAUGUUAAUGUCCUCGGUUACGUUUCAAAAAUUAAAAUACACAGUCAUACCUUAAAGA